GCGCACUGACACGACUCCCUCGGCCCUGCUCCGCUGCCCGUUUUCCUCCGAAAUCAACAAGCGACGAAGACUAUAGCUAGUGUCCGCGAGCUCCCCGGGGACCGGGGGCCAACACGGUGCUGGUCCGAGCGGCUCUCUGCAGACCGGAGAGCUGUUUUUUUGUUUCUUGUCUUUAUUUUAUUUUUUCUCUCGCUCGACGCGCAGCGGGGGUCGUGUAGUCGGCGGACGCAGCGGAUCUCCGUCGGGAUGGAGGCACCGAGUGAGCGGAUUUCGCCGUGAAGGCUCGCGCUAAUUUGGUGGUCCUGAGCAGCAGGUGUACGGAAGGAUAAAGCGGACCAGCGGCUAUCUCUGUGUUCAUGAAACUUUGCUACGAUUUACGUGCUGGGGUUGCCGUCCGCCAUGUUAAGGUAAAGCCCAGGUCCGCGGUGGUGACCAUGCUCAAGCGACUGGACAAGAUCCGCUUCCGAGGCCCGAGGACGAGGGACGACUUCCCGGACCUGAACGAGUCGCCGCCCGCCUCCGACAACGAAUGUAGUGACGACGUGCAGCCGAAGCCCAGAGCAGCGCCGCGAGACCCAGAGGAAAGCCCGCGAGACCCUGCAGGUUCGGGGUCUCCCACCAUGGCAGUGGCCAUCCAGGACUUCCAGAGGUCGGAGUCAGACCGACUCAAUGAAGUCAAAGGUCACCUGGAAAUUGCCUUAUUGGAGAAACAUUUCCUACAGGAGGAGCUGAGGAAGCUGCGGGAAGAGACCAAUGUGGACUCUCUGCGGCAGGAGCUGGACAGAGAGCGAAGCAAGAGGAUGGACCUGGAGCAGAAGAUGAACGAUGUUCUCAAAACCAGGCUGGAGGACUCUCCGCCUCUGCCUCCCCGCAAACAGCAGUCCCCGUCAAACAAUGGGACAGCAGAAAAACGGCAGAAGGAGGUCUGGAGCUCGCGCCUUCAGAAAUGGGUGUACGAGCGCUUUGGGGUUUACAUCGAGGACUUCCGCUUCCAGCCAGAGGAAAGCACCGUGGAGGCCGAGGAACCGCUCAGUGCUAAAAGGUUAACAGAAAAUAUGAGGCGACUCAAGCGAGGAGCCAGACCUGUCACCAACUUCUUAAGGAACCUCUCCGCCUUAUCUAAUUGGCACUCCGUCUACACCUCAGCUAUUGCCUUCAUUAUCUACAUGAAUGCUGCUUGGCAUGGCUGGGCCAUUCCCAUGUUACUCUUCCUGGCUAUCCUGCGCUUGUCCUUAAAUUACCUCAUCGCCAGAGGUUGGAGGAUCCAGUGGAGCAUUGUGCCUGAGGUCUCUGAACCCUCGGAGCCUCCAAAGGAAGACCUGACCGUAUCGGAGAAGUUCCAACUUGUACUUGACGUUGCACAGAAAGCACAGAACCUUUUUGGAAAAAUGGCAGAUGUUUUGGAGAAGAUAAAGAACUUGUUUAUGUGGGUGCAGCCGGAGAGCACCCGGAAACUUUACAUCUGCCUGUGGAUGGCUUUCAUCACCUCCUGUGUCCUGCCGUACAAGCUAAUGGGCUUCAUGAUGGGCCUGUACGCCGGCAUCAAGUUCUUCAUCAUAGAUUUCCUGUUCAAGAGCUGUCCGAAGCUGCGGGAUAAGUACGACACGCCCUUCAUCGUGUGGAACAGCCUUCCUACUGAUCCUCAGCUCAAGGAGAGGACCAACGCCACUGUGUCUCGGCGGCUGUCUGGCACUGAGAAGGUUCAGCCGGUGGUUUCUAGGAGCAACCUCGCCACCAUCCCCUGCGGGGUGAGCAGGGAGGAGGAGACGGGACGCUCCCACAGCACCAAGAAGGGUGCUUUUCAUGAGAUCUUCAACCUGCUGGAGUCAGAGCGCCCUCUGGCGGUGUGUGAAAACGGCUGGAGGUGUUGCCUCAUAAACAGAGACCGGAAGAUGCCCACAGACUACAUCAGGAACGGUGUCCUCUACGUCACAGAGAAUUACUUGUGCUUUGAGAGCUCCAGCUCCAGAUCGAGCUCCUCCAAGAAGAAUAAAGUUAUCAAGCUGGUGGACAUCACUGAUAUACAAAAGUACAAGGUGCUGUCAGUUCUACCAGGGAGUGGAAUGGGCAUCUCUAUAGCUACUCCAUCCACUCAGAAGCCGCUGGUGUUUGGUGCCAUGAUCCACAGAGAUGAGGCUUUCGAGGCCAUCUUCACCCAGUACAUGAAGAUCAUGACCACCACCAAACCACCAGCCAGCGCGGAGCUCUAGGCGGCCUUUAUCCCGGCAACAUACCUCCUACCCCUCCCCUGGGGCUGAAGUCUGGGGCAGAGAACCUCUUGAAACUGGAAGAUACCCACCACACUCCUCUUAUCUGCGAGAGCCUCAUUCUCCUCCUGUGAUUGACAUUGGCUUCCUCAUCGGGGGAGGGGGGCUAAACCCUCCUCGGAGGGGACAUCCUGGCGCGUUGGCUACAUGUAGUUGGGAUUUAGUCACAUCACACACUUUUUUUUUUGUGGGUGUUGGAUCAUUCGCGAAAUCCGCUAACUGUUCACGAGGAGGAGUGAGGAUCGGUGUAAUUUUUAUCAGCAGAGGGCUGGCGGGGGGCCGGGGGGCUGGUCUUCCUCUCCCACCUGACUGGCCAGCUGACUGCUUUCCUGACUCACUUGUUUCUGUGUGCGUGUGUGCGUGCGUGCGUGCGUGCGUGUGUGAGGGGAGGGGGCAGAAAUGAUGGUCUUAAAGUGCGCCGAGUGGCUCUGUUUGUUUCUCUGUCGGUUAGUCGAUGUAGGAACUACUGUGGUAAGAAGAUGUCAAGAAGUGCUCGACUUCUUGACAUCGUGCUCGGCCGUCAAAUGAAUAUUAUAAAACAAGUAGAAGAUAAAGAGGUUCUUCUAACUGCCAGAUAUCUCUAGGAACAAGUAUGUGAAUUUUCAAUAUAUAAAUCAGAACAGAAACCUUUAAUCGUUCAACUGGCUAAUCGACAGCUCGCGGCAUUGCCCCACAACAUUGUGUGUGGUUAGUUUUAUUUUAUUUUUAUAAAUACAUGUGUAUUAGCUGUGAAAACAUUCGACUGACAGAGCCUUUCUUAGUUUACAUUGCUACUGUGGGAUUUGUUUUCCCUUCUUGCUCGACACAAUUCAGCAGCAAACAGUGUGGUUUAGUCCUCUUAGUCGCCCCGACGGAAAAAUGUACGCCGAGUUCAGCAUCCGCUUCGCUGUCUGUAAGCGUGCGUAAAUGAAACGUGAUUUCUCUUUUCUUUCAAAAAUGCCUUUUUUAUUUUUGGGGGUAAAAAAAAACUUCCCUUUUUAACAAACCGCCUUUGGGACGAGUAACUUGGUCCCCGAGCUGCUGACGAGAGCACGACGACUGCGGCUCCUCACGUCCACGCUUCCCUUUGCAAGGCCCAAUCUGUACACACAGAGAGGCCUCUGCCUCUUAUUCCUCCAUCAAUGGUAUUUCUGCCCCUGCACCUUAGUGGAACGUUUAGCGCAAUUCCCGCCAUUUAAUAAUUGCAGUGAGCAGACUUUAUGGAUUCCAGCUAAAGUGGUAAAUAGUUAGUCAGUGUUUGCAAAUGGUCUAAAAGCUACCGCUCGUCUCCCGGCGUGCUAAUGCGGGUCAGAGCGCCUCGUAUUAAACCACAGGCUGAUCUGUCUUUAUUCAAGCUGACAAUAAAAGAAGAAGGUACUUGACGCUGGCAGGUGACUUGCCACAAAGGCCCCCCCCCCCGCACAUCCUCCUUACCUGGUAUUCCCGUAUUAGAAUCAUAAAUCUAAACCAUUUAUGUUAAACAUUCCUCUUCCUGAUUGGCUGAUCUGGCUCGUAUACAUGCACGGCUCAGGCUGUUUCACAUCACAUAAGCAGUAAUGUAAAUUCUGGAGUUAUUUGUUUAAGUCCCUUUUUUUUCCGACCAACUAGAAGACCAGGACAAUACUCGCUAUGAGGGCGUCACAUUACUUGAGUUUUUUUUUUCUUUUUCUUUUUCUUUACUAUUUUUUUCACUUAUCUGUAAAGCCACAGAGAGCAGAGAUUGACAUGCGGCUGCUCUCCCGCUUGUUAUGUAAGAGCUUGUAAACAUUAGAAUAUAAAAUGUAUAUGGAUACAAGUCUAGAUCGAACAGAAUAUUUCAACGUCACUUUCUCUUAAAGACACCGUUCACGAGUUUGAAGCCGGUCUUUGUUCUUGCCGAAUGGUUUGAUAGGUUAGAAAUAUGAUGCCAAACUACAUCAGACACGUCCGUGUGUUUUGGGUUAGGAAUGUAGGCGGGAUAUGGGACUGGGGGUCAUUUCUCUUCCGAUUAUAGUACGAGAGACAGUAGAUGUUCCUCCUUCCAAGCUUCUGUUCACCCAACGCCCAGCAGCGCAAGCUUUAGUUUCCAACCUGUAAACAAAACACUGUUAGAGGGGAGACCUUGACUUUUUUAUUUUGACCUUUUUAAGUCCGCUCAUUUUCACCCGCUGGGCACUUCUUUUUAUUUUUUUUUAUUUUAUAUUUAAGUAUCCUAGAUCACACUUUAAAAAAAAAAUAGAUUGUCUUUUAUCUGCACUUCAAAUGUCAAGGUUUCCCUUAAAGUCUAUACGAGUCCUCUUAUUAUAGUUAAGCGUUCAACUGAGCUGGAUAUGAAGUUGUCAGAGAGGCAACGGACCAGUUCAAAGAAACACUUUUAUUUUAGUGUGAUUUUGGGCAUCUCGUUAACGGGUUACCUUCCCACACAUGGAUUUCUCUAUUUUUUUUGGUUUAGAAAUAAAUUUGAUCUGUGAACGGGCCUCACCUGUGGGAUACUGGAGCAGGUGGAAUCAGUAAUUAACGCUGUGUCACUGUGUGAUUUGAUGGCUCAUUGUCAUCCUUAAAGCUUUUACCUAAAGCCUUUUGUAGUCUGUUCAGUCUGAGUUCAGUCUGAGUUCUCUGGGGGUCUUUGGAGACCCCAAAAAGGCUGCACUCAGAGCACAGAAUGUAUCACUUCUAAAUGUCUGAAAUUUAUAUAUUUUUUUCCUUUUUGCCAAAUCUUUAAUUUUCUGUCUGCCAUAUUCUGCCUACGCUCAUGUUUACAGAAGGUUGUAAAAAUUAUUUUGUUGUUUUUCUUUUCGUUUUUUUUCUUCUCUCUUCACCCAGUUUGAAUUCCCUUUCACUCCGGAGUUAUGAAGACUGGACUGCUGUCGUUGAAUUAAGGCCUCCGCUCUCAUUGGCGCCGCACCACUCGAAAAACUCUCUGCUCACCUUUGACCAAUAGCAACUUGAAUCAUGACAACAAAAAGCAGUAUUUUGAACCGCAUGUUGAUUUUCCUAUCCGACAUCUCAUUGCUUUUUUACACUAGUGGCUAUAAAACAUGUGUGAGAGUCACGGUGGUCACGGGGGACGGAAAUGGCAACAUCAGUGUUUUUGACGUGUACUUUGUCCAUUGUUAGAGAAAGGCAGGAAAAGAGAAAGUUCCGAUUUUUUUAAAUUUUUUUUAAUGAAAAUAAAAAAUUUGCACUUUGGAGAAAAGCGUGUGACGAGUGUUAAGAGAAUAGCGAGAUCUUUGGGGAAACUUGAUGAGAAGUUUGAUUCCAAUCUCCUUUCUGGAUGCUACAUAUGAAUCGAAUGCUAGCAGCCUGUUAGCCUAGCUUAGCUUAACCUCCUGGACUAACCCAUGCUAGCCAUUUCCAGUUGCUAUUGGCUUUAGCUAAUGUUAGAUAUUUACCGGAGUUGGAAGUUAUUCACUUUGCUCAUUUUGAGUCUAUGUUGUUCAGUUUUAAUAAGUUAUCAAUGUGCCCUCCGUUGAUUAAUUGCCCACUUUUUUAAUCUGAGCUAAUUAAGGGAUUGCAUCAUCCUCUAAAUACACUGUAACACAUCAAAUGGUGUUGCUACAGCUCUUGCUGUGAGUCCUUCCAACCCCUUAUGAUUGUAAAUUGAAACCAUUUAUAUUCAGAUAUCUUAAUACUAUUACUAGCUUUUUGUGUUAGUAAUCGCAAGAAACGCCCACGUUUCAACACAAAUUGUUAUACCUCAAUUUCAAGCCACUAAAAACCGACACAAUCAAUUAGAAAAAACUAAAAACUAUUAGAUUGUUCUUUAUUGAUUACCAUCCUCCGCUGGACAUCUAGGCAUUAUUACAUCCAGUUCAGUCUGGUUACUAUAGCAACCGGUUUCUUUCGGUUCAGUAGCAACCGGUUUCUUUCGGUUCAGUAAGAAGUUACACACAUACAUUUUCACAUGCUCCCAUGAUUGCUUUCCGCAGUAAGCUACUGAUUCAGUCCGUCCCAAGUACCAUUCAGUAUAAUCAGUAGGGUUGAAUGUUGUGAGCGGUGAGCUACACUGUGUACCUCGCUGCUAACAGGCCGCACUUUGCGUGUCAAAAGCAGUGGCGUUGUCCUCUAGUUUGCUGCUGUAUUAAAUAUGUAUUCCCGCUAACUGUUCCUGUGAAUGAAGGGUUUUCCAAAAGGCAUUCAAGCGCACAGCAGACUGUACCAGAGACGAGUGAGCUGUCUCAGCCUGUGAUCCUGACUGGAGACAAUUAGAAAAGUAAAUACAUGUUAGGAACCUCAAGGAUUGAGUCCUGUUUUAUGGACUCAGUCAGUGUCGUUACACUUGGUACAGUCAUUUAUUGCUCAUUUAAGUGUUCCGGGGGGGGGCACUGCUGUCAUUACGACGAUUAAUUUGUCAUCUGUGACAAUCGACUUCCUCAUUUAGUUCUCCUAUUAUUUUUGUCGGAGAGGAAUUUGUAUAUGGAUUAUUGAAAUGUACAGUGAAGAAAACAAAAACCACAGACAUGUCUAUUGUAAAGGAUAAUGUGAUGUACAUUUUUUUUAAUUUAAGUAAACAAAUUUAAGGUAUCUCUGUA
Molecule: messenger RNA, 6757 nt
Organism: Gasterosteus aculeatus aculeatus (three-spined stickleback)
Lineage: Eukaryota; Metazoa; Chordata; Actinopteri; Perciformes; Gasterosteidae
Gene: gramd4a
Product: GRAM domain containing 4a
Biological process (GO): apoptotic process; negative regulation of toll-like receptor 9 signaling pathway
Source: RefSeq, a predicted model, not a curated record